Molecule: messenger RNA, 678 nt
Organism: Sinocyclocheilus rhinocerous
Lineage: Eukaryota; Metazoa; Chordata; Actinopteri; Cypriniformes; Cyprinidae
Product: mesencephalic astrocyte-derived neurotrophic factor-like
Exons: 4
Coding region: 135-677 (180 amino acids)
Biological process (GO): neuron projection development; dopaminergic neuron differentiation
Cellular component (GO): endoplasmic reticulum
Source: RefSeq, a predicted model, not a curated record
UUUCAAUAGGAAGAGCUGUUGAAUCGGUACAGUGCGUGUUUGUCGAGCCGGUAUCUUUAAUGAUCUUUCAAAACCCAGUUUAGCACUUUUUCAUAGCGUAUUUAAGUAGUUAAACGCGUCUGUUUGGUUUUAGGAUGAUAUAUUUAAGUGGGCUUUCUGUGGUACUGGCCCUGGCGCUGGUGCCGAGCUGCACUGAAGCUUUGAAGGAUGGAGAGUGCGAAGUCUGUGUGGGUUUCCUGGAACGGUUUUACCAGACGCUACAAGACAAUGACGUCAAGUUCGACAGUGACUCCAUCGAAAAAGCUCUUCUAAAAUCUUGCAAAGAGGCCAAAGGAAAAGAAAACCGAUUUUGUUAUUAUAUAGGGGCGACAAGUGAUGCAGCAACAAAAAUAAUCAAUGAAGUUUCUAAACCGAUGAGUAACCAUGUGCCAGUGGAAAAGAUCUGUGAAAAGCUCAAAAAGAAGGACAGUCAAAUCUGUGAACUGAAAUAUGAUAAACAAGUUGACUUGAGCUCCGUCGACCUGAAGAAGUUGAAAGUGAAAGAUCUGAAGAAAAUUUUGGAGGAAUGGGGCGAAUCCUGCAAAGGAUGCGUGGAGAAAUCCGACUUCAUCCGCAAGAUCAAUGAGCUAAUGCCCAAGUAUGCGCCCAACGCGGCCAAGGCACGGACAGAUCUGUAAA